AUGUUGAGAGACAGUGCUCGCGACUGGUGGGGCGAGGUUACUAGCCAGGUGGGGCCAGACGGAGUGGCUGAGAUGUCAUGGGCAGAGUUUGUUCGACGGUUUGAUUUGGAGUUUGCACCUCCUAUUGAGGUGCAACGACUAGUAAGGGAGUUUCAUGAUUUGCAGCAGACCACCGAGACUGUGGCGGAAAUCACCGCCAAGUUUUGGGAGCGAGCCUUAUUGAUUCCACAGUAUGCUACCGAUGAACAAAUGAAACGGACCCGAUAUCAUUCCAUGCUGAGGGACGAUAUCCGGGAGUUUUUGAGUUUUACAGGGUGCAAGACCCUAAAUGAGAUGGUAGAGAAGGCCCGCGAGAGAGAAAUAGAGUUGGAUACCCGCACGAAGCGGAAGACUGAUCUGGCACAUGCGGCGGGGGGUCAGGAUAAAAAGCCUAAGACCUCUGAUUCUUCAGGUAAGGGACAGCAAGGUCGGGGCCGGUGUGCCAAGUGCGGGAGAUUCCAUAGCGGGGCGUGUAGGACGGCUGGGACAACAGGAUGUUACUCUUGUGGCCAACAGGGCCACAUGAGUAAGGAUUGCCCCAAGAAGGGUUUGAUAUGUUUCCACUGCAAUAAGACAGGCCAUAAAAAGGCUGAAUGCCCUAGGUUGCAGGGAGGAGGAGGAGCGGUGGCGAUGCCCGCAUGCGCCACCCUAAGGAUCACUGAUGGCCGCCCUGCCAAGGCGGAUAUCCCGACGUUGAAGAGCCGCGCGUUCUAG
Molecule: messenger RNA, 753 nt
Organism: Lactuca sativa (garden lettuce)
Lineage: Eukaryota; Viridiplantae; Streptophyta; Magnoliopsida; Asterales; Asteraceae
Source: RefSeq, a predicted model, not a curated record